AUGGAUUCUAAGUACAACAUGACUAUCUACAGAGAUGAGCUUGAGACAAUCUUGGCCAAAACUGCUACAGAAAACAAGAUUGUGAUAAUAGCAGUAGUAAACAAAGCCUAUGUUGAAGGAGACAAGUCCAUGCUUGAUCUCUUCUUGGAUGGUUUUUGGCUAGGCGAAAAUACUCCGGGCUUGAGAGAUCAUCUCUUAAUCGUAGCCGUCGAUCAAAUGGCCUACGAACGGUGCAUGUUUCUUAAGCUUUACUGCUAUAAGCUUGAAACGGACGGUGUAGAUUAUGAUGGGAAGAAGCUGUUUAUGUCUGGUGAUUUUGUGAAGAUGAUGUGGAGGAGGACUACGUUUCUUGGAGAUGUACUCAAACAUGACUACAACUUCAUUUUCACGGACACUGACGUAAUAUGGUUAAGAAAUCCAUUUCCAAGGCUCAAUCCAAAUGAAACAGUAGACUUACAAAUCAGUACUGAUGUGUUCUAUGGCAAUGAAUGGUCCAAAUCCAACAAGAUCAACACCGGUUUCUACAUGGUUAGAUCGAACAACAAGACCAUUGCAUUGUUUGAUAAUUGGUAUGCAAAGAAAGACAAGUCCACCGGAAUGAAAAAAGAAGAAGAUGUUCUAGAGAUGCUCUUGCAUGAAGGUGUGCGUAAAGGUUUAGGCCUCAGGGUGAGGUUCUUGGACACUCUGUUUUUCAGUGGUUUUUGUCAAAAGAGCAGUGAUGUUAGUGCUGUGGUAACAGUCCAUGCAAAUUGUUGUCGUAGUAUAAGUGCCAAAUUGAUUGAUCUGAUGGAUGUUAUUCAUCAUUGGAAGACAUUCAAGAACUUGCCUACAAAUGAGACAUUGACAAUUGAAUGGUCAAGGCACUUGGCUUGUGUAAAUUCCUGGAAAUUUUGAGUAUAUUUAGUUUUGCUUGAAUUGUGUGAUCUUGAAAUCUUUUAUUUUUUAAUUUUUGUUGUGGUAGGGGGUGGUUGGUCGGAACUAUA
Messenger RNA from Camellia sinensis, 983 nucleotides. NCBI's taxonomy places the organism in Eukaryota, Viridiplantae, Streptophyta, Magnoliopsida, Ericales, Theaceae. The record is from RefSeq and is a predicted model, not a curated record.